AUGGAUGUCGUCCUCGAGGUGCUCGACACCUUUGGUGUCGACUACAUCUAUGCAACCCUCUACCCGGCGCAUCCCGCCUCGUACAACUUCCAGAACCCCCCGGCAAACCAGUCAAUUGACCAGCAGGUCUUCUCAACAUGGGUCUACAAACCAUCUACCGAAUACUUUUCCCUCGAGCCUUCAAAAUAUGCCUACAUGAGCGCAUGGCCCCGCGAUAACAUCUUCCGCCAGGCCUUGUCGCUGUUCUUCAUCGUCUGGUUAUUUGGCUUCCUGUUGUACUUCGCCUUCGCCUCGCUGUCAUAUUGCUUCGUCUUCGACAAGAAGACCAUGGAGCACCCCAAAUACCUCCGCAACCAGAUCGGCCUCGAGAUCAAGCAGACCUUGGCCGCCCUUCCCGGCAUGUCUGUCUGCACGACGGUCAUGAUGCUUCUCGAGGUGCGCGGGUACUGCAAGCUGUACGAUGUGUUCGAGGACGCGCCCUUCCCCGGCUACAACUGGAUCCAGUAUCCAUUCUUCAUCAUGUUCACCGACUUCUGCAUCUACUGGAUCCAUCGCUGGCUGCACCACCCGCUCAUCUACAAGCGUCUUCACAAGCCGCAUCACAAGUGGAUCAUGCCGACCCCCUUCGCCUCCCAUGCCUUCCACCCCCUCGAUGGCUUUGCCCAGUCCCUACCCUACCACAUCUUCCCCCUCAUCUUCCCCCUGCAGAAGGUCGCCUUCCUCCUGCUCUUCGUCAUCGUCAACAUUUGGACCAUUCUGAUCCACGACGGCGAGUUUGUCUCGGAUAACCCCGUCAUCAACGGCGCGGCCUGCCACAGCAUUCACCACCUCGCCUUUAACUACAACUACGGUCAGUACACCACUCUCUGGGAUAGACUGGGCGGUAGCUACCGCAAGCCCGACCGCGCCAUGUUCGACAAGGAGAAGAACAUGUCCAAGGAGCAGUGGGAGAAGCAGAGCAGGGAGAUGGAGAAGAUUGUCAAGGUGGUUGAGGGCGAGGACGACAGGUCCUACGAGCCCAAGAUCGAGAACAAGAAGACGAGGUAGAGGCUUGCCUCUUGUCGGAGUCGCACCGGGCAUAGCCUAUACGGGUAGCACGUCGAAACGUACAGACCCCCGGUGUGAGGAACAUAAAAGCCCAGCGGGAGAGGCUGGGCGCGGCGCAAAUGUUUCUGGCAUUUACGAUCAAAUUGGCCGGUUCACUUCAGUAACACGAAUCGUCCCAACGAUCUGGGAUCUUUGUACAUAAGGUUAUGGAAUCCCCCCGUUUAUAGCCCGCGGGCCUCAAGGGGAUCAUCUUGGCCUGGUAGUGGCAGGAGCUGCAGCACCACCACUACCACCACAACCAGAUGGACCAACGCAUUUGCAUACGAGUAUGGAAGGAAAAUUGGGCAGAGUUGGGAGGCGGAACGAUCUUGGAGGAUGAUGAUUGAUUUUUAUAUGGGCCUUGCCAACCCUCUCCGUUGGCGAUAAGGCAUACAUUUGCAGAAUCCGCCGGCCUGUGCCGUCGGUAUGCGAUGGUGCCGCCUCGUCGCCACAACGAAAUCUUGGACUAUCUUAAUACUGGGUAAUGUUUCCCUCCCCGCCUCUCAUUAUCCUUGUGCGUACAAGGAAGAAAGGCGGGGAGGCGAAUGAACCGCGAAUAACGCGUGUGACGAACGAUAAUUAUGGUGUUGUAAUAGAACGAAUGAGCAAUUCUACUCUGCCUCACCUUUUUGUUGAUC
Molecule: messenger RNA, 1724 nt
Organism: Cryphonectria parasitica EP155
Lineage: Eukaryota; Fungi; Ascomycota; Sordariomycetes; Diaporthales; Cryphonectriaceae
Exons: 2
Coding region: 1-1047 (348 amino acids)
Biological process (GO): lipid biosynthetic process
Molecular function (GO): oxidoreductase activity; iron ion binding
Source: RefSeq, a predicted model, not a curated record